AUGUCAUCCCAGCAACAGCCCCCCAGAGUCAGAAUCUCAAUAGAUCGAGGCGGGACGUUCACUGACGUCCAUGCGUCAAUCCCUGGACGUAGUGAUAUUAUCCUCAAACUUCUCUCUGUCGAUCCAUCAAAUUACAAAGAUGCCCCAACGGAAGGAAUCAGACGCAUUCUCGAGAUCGCCACAGGCAAAAAGAUACCCCGUGGGCAGCAACUGGAUCUUGCACCUAUCGAAUCGCUUCGGAUGGGCACGACCGUCGCGACCAAUGCAUUGCUAGAAAGAAAGGGAGCGCGAUCCGCACUGCUCAUUUCGAAAGGAUUUAAAGACCUUUUGGUCAUCGGGAACCAAUCUCGGCCAAAUAUUUUCGACCUUUCGGUCGCCAAGCCUGGGGUGUUAUAUGAGAAGGUUAUUGAGGUUGACGAGAGAGUAACCCUGAAAGGAUAUGCGGAAGAUCCCGAUCCUCAGCCGAUAGAGGAAGCGGAAGAUGUCGUCAGAGGAAUUACUGGAGAGUAUAUCCAUAUCCUUGUCAAGCCGGAUAUGAAAAAAGUCAGAUCUGACCUACAGUUGUUAUGGGAUGAAGGAUAUCGGUCGAUAGCCGUGAUGUUGCUUCAUUCAUAUACAUUUCCAGAACAUGAGAAGUUAAUUGGGCAAGCAGCUAGUGAGAUGGGAUUUUCUGUGGCUAUAUCUUCGGAACUGCAGCCCAUGAUAAAGGCAGUGCCUCGCGGUAUGAGUGCCACAGCGGACGCAUAUUUAACCCCGAUAAUUAAAGAGUAUGUCGACUCGAUAUCAUCAAAUUUUAUCGGAGGACUUGCGUCUGGAAGCACGCGGUGCGAGUUCAUGCAGUCGGAUGGCGGAUUGGUGGACUUCCGAAAAUUUAGCGGUCUGAAGGCUAUCUUGUCCGGACCAGCGGGUGGUGUGGUCGGAUAUGCAGAGACUUCCUGGGAUGACGACGAGCAAGUUCCUGUCAUAGGAUUUGAUAUGGGUGGCACAAGUACAGAUGUAUCCCGGUACUCGGGAGUCUACGACCACGUCUUCGAAACCACAAUUGCCGGAAUUUCCAUUCAAUCCCCACAACUAGACAUCAACACCGUUGCGGCCGGGGGUGGCUCGAUCCUUUUCUGGAGGAAUGGUCUUUUUGUCGUGGGACCAGAGUCGGCCUCCGCACAUCCAGGGCCAGCUUGUUACCGAAAAGGGGGACCCCUAACCGUAACUGAUGCCAAUCUUUUCUUAGGUCGAUUACUGCCGGAAUAUUUUCCAAAGAUUUUCGGGCCAAACGAAAAUGAGCCUCUUGACGUGGAAAUCACUCACCAAAAGUUCACAGAAUUAACAGAAAAAAUUAACAGUGAACAGCGCUCAAAAGGGUGGAACGAAUUUACGCCGGAGGAAGUGGCCCUGGGAUUCCUCUCAGUUGCUAACGAAUCUAUGUCGCGGCCAAUUCGCGCAUUGACAGAGGCUCGUGGAUACGACACAUCUGUUCAUCAUCUCUCUUGUUUCGGUGGUGCUGGUGGCCAGCAUGCUUGUUCUGUUGCAUCUGUUCUCGGAAUCUCCCGUGUUAUCAUCCACAAAUACUCUUCAAUCUUGUCAGCUUAUGGGAUGGCCCUCGCAGAUGUAGUGCACGAUGCGACGCAACCAGCCUCAGAAGUUUUUAGCCAGUCGACUGAACAAGAGUUUCGUUCCAAAUUGGAGGAGUUGGCUAAAACUUCCAUAGCUGAGCUGGAAAGUCAAGGAUUUUCACGCAAUAAUAUCAGGCAUGAAAUGUAUCUGAAUAUGCGAUAUGAAGGUACCAGCACGGCGCUUAUGAUUCUAAAAGGCGAUAACUGGGAUUUCGGUGCUGAGUUCAACAAACGGCAUAAAUUCGAAUUUGGUUUCCUUUCGCCUGAUAAACGGAUUCUUGUCGAUGAUAUCCGGGUUCGGAGCAUUGCAUCGUCUUCGCGGCAGAAGGAGAGCAGCCCAUACGCCCAGAUGAAGAAAACUACUUUCAACGAAGUUUCAGCAACGGACAUCAAUGAGAGGGCAAUUGUCUAUUUCGGCGCAGAGUACGGACGGGUCGCGACUCCCGUGCUUAAACUAGAAGAACUCUCGGAGGGCUCGCGCAUUCAAGGCCCUGCUAUGAUCAUCGACCAGACGCAAACGAUAGUCCUCGUCCCUGGAGCAAUGGCAAGCAUUCUGGGAAGUUGCGUGGUGAUCGACCUCAAGAAGAAAGCGCCCGCGCUCGAUGGGUUAGCAACCGCGUCGACAAGCACUGCUAGUAUUAGUCCCAUCCAACUAUCAAUAUUCGGUAACCGGUUCAUGUCCAUUGCUGAGCAGAUGGGUCGAACACUGCAGAAGACUUCUGUUUCGACCAACAUCAAAGAACGUCUUGACUUUUCGUGUGCACUGUUUUCACCCGAUGGAGGCCUCGUGGCUAACGCACCUCACGUCCCUGUACAUUUGGGUUCGAUGCAAUUUGCAGUCCGAUACCAGCACAAAUACUGGGAGGGCAAGCUGGAGGAUGGUGACGUUCUGAUCUCUAACCAUCCGACCUGCGGCGGGACCCAUUUGCCUGAUAUUACGGUCAUCACCCCCGUUUUCGAGAAUGGCGAAAUUGUGUUUUACGUCGCAUCCCGUGGCCAUCAUGCAGAUAUCGGAGGGUGUCUUCCUGGUUCCAUGCCCCCAACAAGCACGGAGCUAUGGCAAGAAGGGGCCUCCAUCGAAGCUGAAAAAUUAGUUACCGGAGGACUCUUCAAUGAAGAACGGAUGAUAGAGUUGUUAUUGAAGGAGCCGGCGCAGUACCCUGGUUGCUCUGGUACCCGAUGUCUCCAGGAUAAUUUAUCCGAUCUCCGGGCACAGGUUGCCGCCAACCAAAAGGGCAUAUCACUUAUCAAUGGGUUAAUCAAGGAAUGUGGACUAGAGCGUGUGCAUACAUAUAUGUACGCAAUCCAAAGUACGGCCGAAAUCGCCGUGCGAGAACUUCUCAAAACCACCGCCAGAACAUUGGGCUCCACGCUUGAAGCCGUUGACCGUAUGGACGAUGGAACACCGAUUGCCCUGAAGAUUACGAUCGAUGGCGAGAAGGGGGAAGCCGUGUUUGAUUUUGCAGGAACGGGUUGUGAGGUUUUCGGCAAUACGAACGCUCCACCAGCCAUCACCCAUUCGGCAAUUAUAUACUGCCUGCGUUCGUUAGUGAAAUCCGAUAUCCCUCUGAACCAGGGAUGUUUGAACCCCAUCGACAUCCGAAUUCCUCCCCGAACGCUGCUGUCACCGUCCAAGGGCGCUGGCGUUGUUGGAGGAAACGUGCUUACAUCGCAGCGAAUCACGGAUGUCGUCUUGAAGGCGUUCAACGCCUGUGCCGCAUCGCAAGGCUGUUGCAAUAACCUCACUUUUGGAACGGGUGGCAAGACAGCAAACGCGGAACAUGUCAAUGGAUUUGGGUACUACGAAACAAUUGCCGGCGGCAGCGGAGCGGGGCCAACGUGGGAUGGACAGAGCGGCGUGCACACGCACAUGACUAACACACGCAUCACCGAUCCAGAAGUCUUCGAGAAGCGCUAUCCAUGUCUCCUCCGGGAAUUCUCCCUCCGAAAAGGGUCGGGGGGUCGGGGCUCACAUCCUGGUGGCGACGGUGUGGUACGCGAUAUUGAGUUCCUCAUUCCUAUCCAGUGUUCGAUAUUGUCCGAGCGCAGGAGUCAUCAGCCCUACGGCCUUCAGGGUGGAGGCCCCGGUGAAUCAGGGAAGAAUUUGUGGGUUAGGCGUGAUAAAGCAACAGGUGAUGAAAUGGUGGUUAGCCUUGGAGCAAAGGCAACCGUGGCGAUGAGUAAAGGCGACAGGAUCGUCGUGCACACUCCUGGUGGCGGUGCUUGGGGCAGCGUGGACGAGAAAAGAAACGUGAAUAGGAUUGUACCUGAUCAAUUCUUGGCGAAGGGAUCAGUUGAUAGAUAUAGGGCGAUUCAAGAAACGAAUUGAGUGGAUGCAGAGUUAUAGAUGCGGUUGCCUAUACUACUUUACGAGACGAAAAGUCAAGUAUUUCCCGAGAUAAUGAAGUUAACUUGCU
Histoplasma capsulatum G186AR is the source of this 4027-nucleotide messenger RNA. Its product is annotated as 5-oxoprolinase. Gene Ontology annotation, molecular function: 5-oxoprolinase (ATP-hydrolyzing) activity. Bases 1 to 3939 code for a protein of 1312 amino acids. Gene Ontology annotation, cellular component: cytosol. The record is from RefSeq and is a predicted model, not a curated record. NCBI's taxonomy places the organism in Eukaryota, Fungi, Ascomycota, Eurotiomycetes, Onygenales, Ajellomycetaceae. The transcript has 3 exons. Gene Ontology annotation, biological process: glutathione metabolic process.